Prunus armeniaca (apricot) is the source of this 513-nucleotide messenger RNA. Lineage: Eukaryota; Viridiplantae; Streptophyta; Magnoliopsida; Rosales; Rosaceae. The record is from the annotation of a GenBank genome assembly.
AUGGGACUCAUCAUGAGUUAUAAGGAAUUCGACGAUAAUCUAAACUAUAAGAGCAAGUCUAGCGCCCCACCCAAACUGGGUGAAAGGCUGCCAGGGCGAGCCCGAGAUGGCUCCAGUGCAGGAGAUGCAGCCCAGUUUCGUGGUGGGUCCCACCAGCCCGAGGAAGCCCAAGGGCAAGUCUUGCCUGGGCUGAAGCCCGAGUCUGGUGACGUUAGCUAUGACAUCACGCUGACGCUAGCGCAAGCCAGAGGGUCAUGGACAAAUGUUCGAAGAGGUCAAAAUCUUGGCAAAGAGAUUAGUCAAGGCAAAACAAAAAAGAGGAAAACCAUUACACAUGGCUCCUCAAGUGAACAAUGCCCGCAGUCAGUUCCAGUGGUGCGUUCCGUGUCAGAAAUAAUGGCACUAUUACGUCCUCCGAAGGAAAAUACUCCCUCACGUCGUGAUCCGGUGGAACCGCCUCCACCAAUGAUGGAGUUGUCCUUGUAUUCCAUCGUGUCGGACUAUGAGGACUAA